Molecule: messenger RNA, 1789 nt
Organism: Pieris brassicae (large cabbage white)
Lineage: Eukaryota; Metazoa; Arthropoda; Insecta; Lepidoptera; Pieridae
Product: beta-1,4-glucuronyltransferase 1
Exons: 5
Coding region: 256-1575 (439 amino acids)
Molecular function (GO): glucuronosyltransferase activity
Source: RefSeq, a predicted model, not a curated record
CAAGUCAGCACAGCUGCAUUUGUUAUGUGCACCAUAAAUAUGUAUACCUAACAAAUGUAUAAACAAUUAUGUACUAAUAAUUAAAUUAUUACUUAUCGCAUACAUAAAGUAGUGGUGCGCAAUUGAUGAUGGAAAUUAAUUAUUGAGUAUUUGUGUUUAAUGGGAUAGUAAAACAGUAUACAGCCAUAGGUCAUUCAUCUCAAAUUAUUUUUAAUCUCUACAUAUACACAUAUAUACUUUCGAGGCAGAUGGACGAUGGCGAAAUUGAGAAGAGAUUCGAUUUGGCGUUGGCGAAUACAGUGGAGUUUAGUAUCACUAGCAGCCCUGGCGCUAAUUGUUUAUAACGCAGUAGCAAAUCUGUGGCUCCUUCGCCCAACGUGCUCUGUGCCAAGCACACCCCAACCUGCAGUGUUAGAAGGCACAUGUGAGCCAUGCCUCGAUACCGCUCCUAACACGAUAGUUGAUGAUGAUCCUAUUUCCAAAAUAGAUUUGAACCUGGGAAGAUGGGACGGCUCCCGAACAUUCAAGCUAUUUGACUAUGUGGCUGUUGGUGAUUUGUACGUUGAUGUAUCGGCGAAUCGACAGGUCUGCCUCGCAACUCAGUGCUCUAUUGAAAGACUUCACGAGUUGCUGCAAAUUGCAGGGCAUUGGUCAGGUCCGAUUUCGGUGGCAGUGUUUGUGGCCGGGGAUGAAUUGAGACUUCUUCGAGCGUUUGCGAUGUGGCUGUUACGUUGUCAGCCAGAGCUGUACUCGCGAAUAGUCAUACACCUCGCUAUGCCCAUCGUUAGACCUGGGAUUCAAGGGAAUCUACCUGUAUGGGCGAGGAACUGCAAUGCGGAACCUUUGCCAAUUGGGGAGAGACGAGCUGACACAGUUGCUUGGAGGGCUAGAAAUCCAUAUCCUCAGAACCACCUUCGGAAUUUGGCGAGAAAGAACUGUCACACGCCAUACACCUUUCUCGUUGAUAUAGACAUAGUACCAUCGAAAGGAAUGGCUGAGGAACUUGAUAGGUUCUUAACGAAAGCACCAAAGUGUCAAUUGUGCGCGUAUGUAGUUCCAACAUAUGAGCUUGACAAGCGAGUGGCAAUAUUCCCGCCGAACAAGAAGGAACUGCUGAGGCUAUCGAGAAGUAAAUUAGCAAUACCGUUCCAUAGAAAAGUAUUUAUUUAUAAUCAGUACGCAUCGAAUUUUACCAAAUGGGAGGCAAGUGGCGGCAACGAAAGCCUUGAAACUCAUAUCAGCCACAAUGUAACUAACUUCGAGUUGCUGUACGAACCUUUCUACGUGGCUUCAGACACCGUACCGUCUCAUGAUGAGAGAUUUUUAGGCUAUGGAUUUACGAGGAAUACACAGGUAUACGAAAUGUUCCUCAUCGGAUACCAAUUCAAAGUUUUAUCUCCGAUUUUUACAAUACACUGGGGCCUCCAAAUGCGACGAAACCGCCCCCUAUGGCGUGAAAAACAAAACGAGAAAAACAGAAAACACUUCGAGUCCUUCAAAAGGGAACUAUUCGCUAGAUAUAGGAAGGAUCCACUACAUUUAUUGAGGAAAAGUGUGCAAGCGAAAAAGACAUAGGCCUCGCAAGGCCGCGCGUGUGCUGCCGGCCUUAUUUGGACUAUUUCAGUGCUGACAAAACUUAUAUGACCAGAGACUAGUGAAUUUUGUGACGUGAAAUAUCUAGAGACGUAAACAAGGAUUUAGAAUAGGUAUAAUAAUUGUUUGUUGUAUGCAGUUUGUGUAUAUUUUCAGAUGGGCUAGGCUAAACAUAAAAACGUAGGCAAAUUGGUUU